AUGUGGCUGCAGAGACUGCAGACACUCGUGAAGGGUGAAGUAUGGAAGGGGGGACAAGAGAACGAUGUUCGGGUACAAGAAGGGCUGCUGAGGCAGCUGGUGCAGCAAGGCUUCGAGAGAGAGGCUGCAAAGGCGGCUCUCAAGAAGACGAACAACGAUGACUUCGCUGCCUUGCUCAUCCUCACCAGCCCGCAAGAAGCAGAGCCCGACAAUAAAACGGAUUUCUCGUCCGAUGACUCCAAUGAAGCGAAGCAACAACGACUGCUCGACUACUUCCGCGAUCUGGGAGAUCAAUACUGGGGCUGGCAGAAUGAAAGUGCGAAACGCGGCAGAGGAUUUAAAGGUGCUCUCAAGUCGAACUUUCUGCCGCUCCUUGAUGAUAUACGGAGACUGGCUGCCGAUGACCUGCCGUUCUGCGAUUCGUUCGCUGUGCCUUACCAAGCUCUGUGCUUCUUGAAUCGUGGUUUGGACGAGUGCCCUCCCAUGGCGGAAGAUCGCGAUCGCGACAGAUAUAGAAUGUCCAAGGAGACAGGCCCGAUCCUUCCAAAGCUGCUUUCACGAAUUGCGAACCUUAACCAGGAGUCCUACAAGAACAGCCUAGUGUGCGAACUUGUCAAAGAGACCUUUGCGAUUCUUGAGAAGUUAUGCACUCAAGCGAUCUCAUCGAAAUUGGAUACCAUCACUAGACUUCAAGGGGUUAAUUGUAUUUUGGGGUUUGUCAGAGAGUUCGAUGGUCUUGUGAGCAUCUCACAGGGUAACGCCGGGCUCCCUGGAGCUAGCGGAAAGCUUACGCCAGUGGCUCUGCAUCCAGCCAUACGCUCACUUCCCCUUUUCGUGUCCUCGAUCAAAUCUUCAGACUUGAAGUGUUACCUUGAGAUCGCGAAAGCGCUACAAGAUCUUGGACAUCUGUUGUCGAGGAACGACCCAACUUUGGUUGAAGGGGUCUUGACUGUGUACUCUGCAUUUCUUCGCUCGUUGGACAAGCUUUCUCCAAGCAUGGUAUUCGACAGCUUCGUACCAGAGGGAGGAUCAGUCUUGUCGGCACUUUUGAACCUCUUGGCAACUUGCCAGCACUCCAAGAUAUUUGUCGAUGAAAGCCACACCUCGCACAGCGCUGUGCCAACAAAGAUACUGGAGUUUAUAGAAACUGCUUUGAACGGAGAUGGCAAGCAGAUAAGGAUGACGGGGAUCCUGUCUCUUGUCGAUGACCUGCUAGGGUGCAUCACGGAAGGACAUGCCAAGAUUUACAAAGAUGCAUCAAGAUUCAGAGAAAUAGACUUGUCCAAAGGGAUCAUCGAUACUUCAGAUGACAACAUGGAUGACUCAGAAAUAAAAGAAGGCUUUGAUUUUGAUGAUGAUGAAAUUCCGCACAGAUCUUUCGCGGAAUUGCAAGAAAGAAGAGCUGAAUUUGAAAUCAGAAUGCAUAGCUGUCUGGGACCCGAGUUCGAAGGGGUCAGGAUUGGAAGUGGGGUGAUCAAGAUGGUGGACAAGGGUGCGAAGGUGUUGUCAUCAGCGGUACGGAGAAGGGCGCAGAAGGUUGGAUUCGUGUGCAGUGGGAUGCUGGUGGUCGGAAUGGGUAUAGAUGGGGUGCAGAAGAGGCAUACGAUGUGCAGCCAGUUCACAGCAAUGCCUUGGCCUAUGCGUUGCAACAGAAAGAUGCUGAAGGCCUUGAACAAGUCAUACGUUUAA
This is a messenger RNA of Guillardia theta CCMP2712, 1689 nucleotides long. RefSeq lists its product as hypothetical. Lineage: Eukaryota; Cryptophyceae; Pyrenomonadales; Geminigeraceae. The transcript has 13 exons. Bases 1 to 1689 code for a protein of 562 amino acids. The record is from RefSeq and is a predicted model, not a curated record. Gene Ontology annotation, molecular function: protein binding.